AUGAAUGUGACGGGUGAUAUGCCAUGUGAUAUUUGCAAGAUAAGUUAUGGUUUCAGUUCAGCUGAUCGACGUGCAAUUAUUGUAAUGGUUGUUCUAACAGCUAUUGCUCUUGUAUUAUGUUAUGUAGGUGUUUUAUGGUUUGCUAUUCGUACACGUUUUAAAUUGUCGAAAAAUUCAAAUAUUAUCGAUAAUAAUGUGAAUAGAAAUGAGGCAUUUAAUCAUGAAGAGGAGCACGAUGAUGACUAUGUACAGUCUAUGGAAAAUAUAAGAAAUUUAUCACCAAUACCAACACCAACACCAACGACAACAACAAAACAUGUUCAUUUUGAACAAAAAAAAGAGUUACAUUGA
Molecule: messenger RNA, 351 nt
Organism: Rotaria sp. Silwood1
Lineage: Eukaryota; Metazoa; Rotifera; Eurotatoria; Philodinida; Philodinidae
Source: the annotation of a GenBank genome assembly